GGGGGGAAGCGACGAGGAGAGAGGGGGGAUUUGUUGUGUGCAUUGCCGAAGUAGCAUAUUCUGAAUGGGAUUGAUUGGCUCUUCCGCAUUCGUCCUUUCCGACAGAAGCAAAUGAGAAAAAAAAGAUCGGGGAGACUAUCCCGAGUGGCGCUUACGUGAAGCCCAAUGGGAAGCAUUGGGCGCCUCAUGGUGUGCUUUGCGACGAGCCCCACCUCGGGGAGAGGGGGAUAUCUCACCCGAUAGGUUGCUAUGGCGUCCAAGGUGUGGUGAGAGAUCGCUGCUCAUUGGCUGCCAUGCUCGAGACCGGCAGCCUUAUCCCCAUGCCCCCAUCUCAUCACCUCGCCCCACAGCCCUGCCCUACUCGCUGUUCCCCGCCUCAACGUCUUCAUCGCUCCUCCAUCCCUCCCCCUUGCUCAGGUGUGAGAGUUCAGACGCGGUAACUGUGAAAUCAGUAGUGAAAUGGCGAUGGCGACCGCGGCCGCAGGCCCCAAGCUCACUGCUCUGAGGAGGAGCAAUGCCUUCGGAGUUGGAGUGCAAGGCAUUCGCGCCACUAACCUGAAGGUGUCCGCUGUGAGCACCAGAGCUGUGCCUUGUGCUAAGCUUUCGACCUCAUCCGAUGGCGUUGCACAGCAAAUUUCAGUUGGUGCCAACGCACUAGCAGGUGCGAUGUUCGCCGCAAUGGCUACCUCCGAAUCUGCCUUGGCUUCACAGCAAAUCAUGGCUUUGGCUGAGGGUGACAACAGGGUGGUGGCUCUUCUCAUCCCCCUGGUUCCAGCUAUUGGGUGGGUGCUGUUCAACAUCCUCAAGCCAGCCUUGAACCAGGUUGACAAGAUGAAGGCUGCGAAGUCUUUGGUGGCUGGUGCUGGACUUGGAGCUCUCGCCUUGGUAGCAGCCCCUCACGCUGAUGCAGCCCAGGAAAUCGCACAAGUUGCAGAUUCUGAUGCAAGGGGUCUUAUCAUUAUCGGCCUCCUUCUACCUGCCGUUGGAUGGGUGUUGUUCAACAUCUUGCGCCCAGCCUUGAACCAGAUUGAAAAGAUGCAGGACCAGGGCAACGCCGCCGCAAUAACCCGCAAAAGGGGUGUGAUCGGUGCUCUUGGCCUUGGAACAGCGUCCUUGUUCUUGGCCCCACAUGCGGACGCUGCCCAGGAGAUUGCUACUCUUGCCGAUUCUGACUCGAGAGGGCUUAUCAUAAUUGGCCUUCUUCUUCCAGCUGUCGGAUGGGUCCUGUUUAACAUCUUGAAGCCUGCAUUGAAUCAGAUCAACAAUAUAGUUGAAGGUAACGACACUGGUGCUCCUGUCAAGCGGGGGAAGAAAUUCGGUGGCAUGAUUGGAGCUACUGGUAUAAGCGCCGCUGCGAUGUCUCUGUUGGCUGCUCCGAAGGCUGAUGCGCAGGUUCAAGAAAUUGCACAGCUCGGUGCUGACACCAGACCUUUAAUCCUUCUCUUCAUUUUGGCCCCCGCCAUUGGAUGGGUCCUGUUCAACAUCCUGAAGCCUGCCUUGAACCAAGUCGACAAGAUGGUUGAAGGCAAUGACGUGAAACCCGCCAAGAGUGGUAGGAGGAACUAGAGCCUUUCCCACAGCGGCCGAUUCUCCAGAUGAUGCUGAAACCUGAGAGAUGCGGCGCAUCCGGGUGAUGGCUAUCAUGCUUUAUCAUGUGGACUGUAUUAUUAGAAGAUAAGGGGAAAUCCAUUUGCCAUGCCGGUAUUGAAAUCUUAGUGCGGAAAUUUUCAUGGCAAAGGAUUCAGCAGGAUCUUUUAGAGGUACUUUUAUGAAAGUCUUUUGCGUCGACUCCUUCACAACUGACUCCAGUUCUUGUGGGGGCUCGCAACAGUACUGUGUAUAUGAAGUUAAUUCGUCGAAUCAAUCAUACGUUGCUGGUUAGAGUAAUCUAAUCGGUCGUAGUCGUAAACAGGGAUCAAAUUUUAUCGGA
Molecule: messenger RNA, 1930 nt
Organism: Physcomitrium patens
Lineage: Eukaryota; Viridiplantae; Streptophyta; Bryopsida; Funariales; Funariaceae
Biological process (GO): photosynthesis; cell redox homeostasis
Cellular component (GO): photosystem II; chloroplast thylakoid; membrane
Molecular function (GO): manganese ion binding
Source: RefSeq, a predicted model, not a curated record